GCGGCGCCGGGGGUGUUCCGCGCCUUCGCCCUGCCCGCGGUGCAGUUAAGAUGCGCCCCGGACACCGUGUGGUUGCAGCGCGGCGGCGCUGAUAUCGCUCACCAUGGACAGCUUCGACUUAGCUCUCCUUCAGGAGUGGGACCUGGACUCUCUGUGUGUCUACGAGCCGGAUAGAAACGUGCUGCGAAGGAAAGAAUGGGAAAGGAGAAAUCAAGAGGCUCAGCAGGAGGAUGGCACAUUUAACACGAGUUACUCCCUCUUCAGUGAACCAUACAAGACUAACAAGGGUGAUGAGCUCUCGAAUCGCAUCCAGAAUACGCUGGGCAACUAUGAUGAAAUGAAAGACUUGUUAACUGACCGAUCAAACCAGAGCCACCUUGUUGGGGUUCCAAAACCUGGUAUUCCUCAGACAUCUCUCCUCAAGGCCGAUGAACAUCUUAUUGCAGACUCGAGGACACCUCCUCCCGUUUCCAGCACCGCUUCUUCCACACCAGCUCCACCUGCCCAGCAGAGCAAAAGCGCCACAAUGGGUUGGCAGAAGGCUGGGCACAAUGUGGCUUUGGACGGCCAGCAGAGAGCAAGCAAGCAUGGGCACCGGUCACUGGAGUCACACAAGGGUGACUUCAAACUGGCGAGCCAGAAAUCCAGUCUGGAGAAACUAAAACGUUAUGCAUCGAGUCCCUCCUCCUCCAACACCACCCAGCCAAGCUCGCUGAGGGCUACACUGGGUGACAAUGUCAACAGAGUGCAGCAGCCAGCGAAGCUCAACUGUGGCUCAGAAGGAGGAGCUCCAGCACAAGAGAGGCCAGCAAAGCAUGCUGGUGGGCACUGUGUCCAAAACUUCCCAUCCUCUCUUGCUUCGAAGCCCAGUCUGGUUCAGCAGAAACCAACAGCCUAUGUAAGGCCAAUGGAUGGUCAAGACCAGGCUCCUGAUGAGUCUCCAAAGCUGAAGUUGCCAGCAGAGACGACCAAGUCGUACAGGGGAGUGCCUUCUAACAAGCUUAAUUCAGCCAGGACCAAGUCAAAGAUAGCCAAGUUCAGCAUUCCUAAGCAAGAAGAGGACAGUGGAACAGGAGAUAACAGCUGCAUUGAAGAGAUAUUACGGGAGAUGACCCAUUCUUGGCCUCCACCAUUGUCAGCUAUUCACACACCAGGAAAGGCAGAACAAAGCAAGUUUCCCUUCCCAAGCAAGGAGUCACAACAGGGAUCUACAGGACACAGCAAUACAAGGAAAAGUGAUGUAGAGCCAAAGAGUCCAGAGAAAAGUGCAACCAAUACAUCAAUGCUAGAAGAUGACCUCAAGUUAAGCAGUGACGAAGAAGAGAAUGAUCAGCAGGCAGCACAGAGAUCUGCUCUCCGCGUUCUAUCUGACAGCCUGGUGGUGCCACAGUGCAACGCCCGAGCGUCAGGACUCAGCAGCAAGGGGUCGAGUAGCAGCAGCUCCAGUGAAUCUGAGACCAGUUCAGAGUCUGACUCAGAGAGUGAAAGCAGCUCCAGCGAGAGUGACGGCAGCAAGCCCUCUCAUUACUCCAGCCCAGAGCCCGAGCCACCCUCCUCCAACAAGUGGCAGCUGGACAAGUGGCUGAAUAAAGUCACCCCCCACAAAGCACCCAUCCUGACCCACCAUGAUGGCCCAGCGCUGGAGGCCCAUCCCUACUACGGCCGUGUGAAGGCAGAGAGGCAGGAAAGCGAGAAGGCUCCACCCACUGGCCCGGCCGAGCACCGCGGUGGCGAGGGCCGCAGCGCGGCUACCGUCGCUGCUGGGGACGGACCACGGCCCAGAACUGCCAACAAAGCGCCAAGCAGCAAAGGAAGCCGGCAAAAGUCACCGCCUGCUGCCGACGGCGGGCCUCCGAGGCGAGCGGCAGGGAAAAAGGCACCGCGGCGGGCUGAGCGGACCUCUGCUGGGGACGGUCCCCACUGCUCUGGCACAGAGGAGCCUCCCGGGAGUCAUGGCUUUCCAGAAAGCACCGCUGGUGAGGUGCCGAGGGCCCGGUCCAGUAGCAGCAGUGGCUGCAGAGUAGGGCACCGCCGAGAGCCCCGUUUGGCUGCAGCUGGGGAGAAGCGUCGGGCCCGGGGGCCAAGCAAAACAGCGCCAAAAUCCAAGGAGUUCAUUGAGACCGAGUCUUCAUCCUCAUCAUCCUCUUCUGACUCAGGCUCUGAGUCAGAACGGGAGGAGCGCCCGCUGCCUAAGGUGCCAGCCACAGCUGGGCCUGAGCCGCGUGCCAAGGACGCGGGGAACAGCGCCGCCGCCAAAUCCCACAGUGGCUGCAGUGCCUUUGGCUCGAUUAAUGCCAGGACUAGUAGUGAAAUAGCAAAGGAGCUGGAGGAACAGUUUUACACCCUGGUUCCUUUCGGUAGGAAUGAGCUCCUGUCUCCUCUGAAAGACAGUGAUGAGGUAAAGUCACUGUGGGUCAACAUUGACUUGGCUCUUUUGUCCAGGAUUCCAGAGCGUUUGCCCGAAGAGCCGCUGGCCAUGAGCACAGGAACAAACCAGGUGGCCAGCCUCCUGCAGGGUAGUAGUGUUGACCUCCCAACAGAGAAGUGUUUACCGAAAUCUAGAAGGAAACGUAAGUGUGAGAAUGAGGAAGAGUGCAGAGACAUCAAGAAGACUCACUUAGAGCGAGAGAGCUCUUCACGAUUAGCUGCCCCUGCCCACAGCGUCACAACAGCAAAUCACUGUACUGCGAAUGAAAACAGCAUGGCAAUACCAAUAAAUAAAAAUGAGAAAAUGCUUCGGUCACCUGUCUCUCCCCUCUCUGAUGCAUCAAAACACAAAUAUUCCAACGAUGAUUUAACUUCCUCCAGCAGACCUAAUGGCAGCAGUCUAUUACCUUCCAUCUCCUCCAGCAAAAAACAUAAGGGUGAAAUCCAGUCUCAGCCACAUCCAGGAGACUUCAAUAAAGCAGUUCACAUCAAUUCAGAAAAUGUUCUUCUCUGCAAUAAGCCACAGUCUCAGACAGAAUCUUGGUCACUCAUGUCCAGCACACCCAGGGACUGCAGAAGGACGAAGCUUAUCUUUGAUGAUAUGCCACACAAUGCAGAUUACUUUAUGCAGGAAGCUAAGCGGAAGAAGCAUAAAGCAGAUGCAAUGGUGGAAAAGUUUGGAAAGGCACUGAAUUACGCAGAAGCGGCACUAUCGUUUAUUGAGUGUGGAAAUGCAAUGGAACAAGGCCCAAUGGAAUCUAAAUCCCCUUACACAAUGUAUUCAGAAACAGUUGAACUCAUAAGGUAUGCAGUGAGACUGAAAACCCACUCAGGCCCCAGCGCCACACCAGAAGACAAACAGCUGGCAGCAUUAUGUUACCGCUGCCUGGCCCUUCUGUACUGGAGGAUGUUCCGACUGAAGCGAGACCAUGCGGUCAAGUAUUCAAAAGCGCUUAUUGAGUAUUUCAAGAAUUCAUCAAAAGCUGCCCAGAACCCAUCUCCUUGGGGUGCCAGUGGAAAGAGCACAGGAACUCCAUCACCCAUGUCCCCUAGCCCUUCUCCAGUCAGCUCUGUAGGAUCCCAGGGGAGCACAGGGGCCCCUUCCCCAUCUCCUAUCAUCAGCAUCCCACAGCGUAUUCAUCAGAUGGCUGCCAACCAUGUCAGCAUCACCAACAGCAUCCUGCACAGCUAUGACUACUGGGAAAUGGCUGACAACCUGGCCAAGGAAAACAGAGAUUUUUUUAAUGACUUGGAUGCAUUGAUGGGACCUAUCACCUUGCACAGCAGUAUGGAGCAUUUAGUUCAGUACACUCAACAAGGACUUCACUGGGUGCGGAGCAGUGCUCACUUGUCGUAAUGACUGUGUGCCAUUCACAUGGACAGUAUACCUUUCAUGGAUAAUUCAGUUAUUCUGGACACUGUGCUACAGAAAUAGUCAACCACGGCAAUGAACCAAACUAAGGUGAACAUUUCUUACAGUAUUGAGCAAAAGUUUUCUGAGUGCAGACAUCCCUGUGUGCAUAUGUGCAGUACACAAUGAUGUCUCUUCAGGAUUAAUUGUUCUGUACCAUUCUCCAAACGUUUCCAUACACUUGAAAUACUGGCAUGAACUGAUCUUAAUGCACAGAAUACAUCCUUUCAGUUCUUGUGCAGAAAAUCUCAGAAACCAAAACCUCAUGGGUUGAUUGAACCAAGUGCAAUAAGCACAGAUCCCUAAUCAGGAAAGCUCUCAAUAGAUUCUUACCUUUAAGCUCAUACUGAAAUCCCAUCGACUUCAGCAGAGUUUAAGCACAUACACAAGAGCUUUCCUGACCUAGAAUGAAUGAGGGUAAAUCACAGAGGUGGAGAACUUUCACUAUGAACGUGGACAUGUCACAGAAGUUUCAAUAUUAAUGUGCCAUCUCCCUGUUACUUCCCCACUGGGACAUACAGAGGAGUUGUGCACCCCACAUUAAGUUGGAGAAAGACAGCAUUCCAUCAUAUGCAAUAAGUUUCAACAAAUUGCAUGCAUUUCUUUGUCUCCUGUCUUUUUAAAUAACUUCACCUCUUGUUCAGCUCCUCACCAACAGUAUAACCUACAGUGUCAAGCAAAAAGCCUGAAAAAAGGUAUGCUGAUAGCAAGAACUUAAAAGAGAGGGUGGAAAAUUGCAUUCUGUUACUGAUAGUAAAUAAAUGAAUAAAUAAGGCAAACUGCAAUCCACUUAGUAAAGAAAAGGUGUUGGCUUCAGCUGUGUGUACACAGAGAUAUCCGUAACAGUUGUUGGCUUUGCGUGGGAAGACUUCAUCCCACAGAUUUUGAAUUUUGCAUCUUUUUCAUCUAGCAGACUCUUGCAGCAUUUUCUUCUAGGCUGUAUGGGAGCAUUACAUGCAAUUUCCUUUAUCUGGGAAGCUGAGUUUGCUGCUCAUCAGGCUAAGAACUAUUUCCUAUCAUAAUCUGCUCACUAUUCAUGCAUAAUCCUCAACUAGGCUUUAAUGUUUCUUGACUUAUGGAAUG
This is a messenger RNA of Dryobates pubescens (Downy woodpecker), 4921 nucleotides long. RefSeq names its product ALF transcription elongation factor 3 (gene AFF3). Gene Ontology annotation, cellular component: nucleus; super elongation complex. Lineage: Eukaryota; Metazoa; Chordata; Aves; Piciformes; Picidae. The record is from RefSeq and is a predicted model, not a curated record. The transcript is spliced from 21 exons. Gene Ontology annotation, biological process: regulation of gene expression. Bases 104 to 3784 code for a protein of 1226 amino acids.